AUGUCUGGUGGAUUCCCUAUAGACACUCCUAUUCAAGAUUUAGAUGAAGAUGAAGAUGAUUUUUUAGGAGAUGAUUCUGACACAAAUAUCAACACACUACGCGAUGAGUUCAAUUUAGAUGGUGAUUCAAAUCCUCUGAGUGGUAACAAAAACAGCUGGAUAUCUAACGGGAUUGAUAAGCUCAAAAAUGUUUUCUCUAAGGGUUAUGGUAGACUGCCAAAUACAGGUAUAGAGCUUGACAAAUUUAAUGAUACUAAUUACGAUGUGGAUUCAUUCACUGAUCUUGGAAUAGUCAAAGAUGAAGGAUUAACCUGGCUAGAUUUUUUAAAGAAAUACCUUUCGUACCUGCUUAUAUUUGCGUUGCUGGUUACAGUAGUUGUGCUUUCGGUGCUUUUAUCAAGAAAAUCAUCAGGGUCUGAUAAAGUCAUAAGGCAAACGCUAUCAAACGGGACUGAUUUAUUUUAUCCAACUACAAUAUUGAUUUCGCUAGAUGGUUUCCAUCCACACUAUAUUUCAUCAUCAUUGACUCCAACUUUACACAGCUUCUUACAAAAAGGUUAUGGUCCUCCAUAUAUGAUACCAUCAUUCCCAUCAUCAACAUUUCCUAACCAUUGGACAAUUGCAACUGGUUUAUACCCCGAGUCUCAUGGUAUUGUUGGAAAUACAUUUUUUGAUUCAAAUUCACAACGUGAGUUUGUUAAUAUUCUUCCUGACAAAUCCCUUGAUCCUUCUUUCUGGGGUGGAGAACCUAUUUGGUCUACUGCAGAAUCACAAGGUGUUCGCUCUGCUAUUCACAUGUUUCCAGGUAGUGAGGUAAAGUUCAAAAAAGGAAACAAGAAUCCGUCAAUCGUUGAUAGAUUUAACAAGACUGAAACUCUUGAAGUUAAAUCCAAUAGAAUCCUUGAAUGGAUAGACAAAGAUUUCAAGGAAAGACCACAAUUAAUUAUUGGAUACGUUCCAAAUAUUGACACUGUUGGCCAUAAGACAGGAAUAAAAGGAAAGAAGCUAGAGGAAGAGCUUAAGUAUGUCGAUUCAUUUGUCAAAAACUUAACCCAAGGUAUCGCCAAUAGAAAUGCGUCAGAUAUUGUGAAUUUAGUAUUCGUCUCUGAUCACGGUAUGGCACCCACUUCAAAUGAUAGAUUGAUUUAUUUGGAUGACUUGAUUGAUAUCAAGAAAGUCCAGCAUCAUGAUGGGUGGCCUUUGUUUGGAUUGAGACCAAUUCCAAACGUUACUGCCCAAGAACUUCACAAUGAUUUGAAAGCAACUUAUCACGAUAAUUCUGGUUACUCAUUUUAUUUAAGGGAAGACUUACCAAAGGAAUGGAAUUUUGGCGGCAAGAAGGUUAACCAGUAUACCGACAGAAUUGCACCUAUAUGGGUUGUUCCUGAUGUUGGUUAUGCUAUAACAUCUCAUGAUGAUAUGGAAAGAAAAAAUGGUGAAUAUAGCCCAAAGGGUGUGCAUGGUUAUAACAACACAGAAGUGUUGAUGAGAGCUAUCUUUUUGGGCACUGGCCCAUACUUCAAGUCCAAGUUUGAUAAUGUUGAAACUAAAGUUCGCCCUUUUAAAAAUAUUGAAGUUUAUAAUAUAUUAUGUGAAACUUUGAAUCUUAAACCUGCAAUUAACAACGGAUCUACAAAUAUUUUCAGUAUAGAUAAUAAACUUGAGGAGAGCUGGAAAGAUAAAUUUGUUUAUCCAGGUGUCAAUUUUGAUAUUGGUGGUAUUCUGAAACAUGAUCCAACGUAUGAUAAAUUGUUCAGAGUUGAAGAAGCAAAAGAUACCACAACCUUGCAAUCCCCAGCAAAGGCACACAAAACGUCCAAGACAAAUGAUCAUUCAAAACAAGAAAGUAAACAAAAGCCUACUGAUACAGCAAAGGAUGGAGAUCAUACUAAAAAGUCGAAACAAACACCAACACCAACACCAAAACCGAAGGAUGAAAGUAAACACAAAGAACAACCGUCUCACACUGAAAAUACAAAAUCUCAAGAACCAAAACCUUCCAAACAUAAGGGAUUCUUUGAGAACCUCGGCGAGGAUUUUAAAGACUUAGGUGAAGAUUUGAGAGAGGGAAUUGAAGAUAUUGUUGAAGAUGUUGAAGAUGCAUUUGAUAAGUUUACAGGUCAUAAGGAUGAUUAA
Messenger RNA from Hansenula ciferrii, 2136 nucleotides. RefSeq names its product nucleotide diphosphatase/phosphodiesterase NPP2 (gene NPP2). The coding region runs from base 1 to 2136 and encodes 711 amino acids. Gene Ontology annotation, biological process: nucleoside triphosphate metabolic process. Gene Ontology annotation, molecular function: ribonucleoside triphosphate phosphatase activity; nucleoside triphosphate diphosphatase activity. NCBI's taxonomy places the organism in Eukaryota, Fungi, Ascomycota, Saccharomycetes, Phaffomycetales, Wickerhamomycetaceae. The transcript has a single exon. The record is from RefSeq and is a predicted model, not a curated record.